This is a messenger RNA of Solea solea (common sole), 3558 nucleotides long. RefSeq names its product peroxisomal biogenesis factor 6 (gene pex6). The coding region runs from base 48 to 3254 and encodes 1068 amino acids. The record is from RefSeq and is a predicted model, not a curated record. Gene Ontology annotation, molecular function: ATP binding; ATP hydrolysis activity. Gene Ontology annotation, cellular component: peroxisomal membrane; cytosol. Lineage: Eukaryota; Metazoa; Chordata; Actinopteri; Pleuronectiformes; Soleidae. The transcript has 18 exons. Gene Ontology annotation, biological process: protein import into peroxisome matrix.
UGACACAGCAGCAGCGGUGGUGGAGGAGGAGGAGGAGUACGAGUAAGAUGGCGGUGCAGGUGUUCGUGUGUUGCCUGGACUCUUUCCCCGCUCACCUCUCUCCUCUGGACGCUCUCAUCUCAAACUCUCACCUGAACUCAGUCUUCCACGCUGACACGGAACCACCGACCGUCCUCUUCACUCCGCAGCGGCCUCACGGAAGCGACAGGACCGGCAUCUUACUGCGCCUUCACCCCACCGCGGAGGAGGAGACCGCGGGAAGCUCCGACACAAACUUCGCCGGAGUUGACGCCGAGUCCCACCGCUGUGUGCGGCUCUUCGUCAGCCGCUUCUUCCUGCGGCACCACGGGCUCCAGCGGCCCGGCUGCACCGGGACAGCCCGGGCUCUGGUGCCGGUUAGCCUGGACAGGGUGGUGCUGGGAGCCCGCAGCAGGCAGAGCCUCCGCUGGGCAGGAGGUGAGCAGUUCACCGGCAGGCUGCUGGAGCUCUGCUCCCCCGGACAGUGGCUGCUGGCCCGGCAGGGAGACCCGCUGUUCAUACCCCGGUCCCAGCUGAAGGGAGGGAGAGAGCCGGACCAGCAGCAGCAGCAGCAGCAGCCGCCUCCUCCUCCUCCGUCGUCCUCAGAGCAGCUGCUGGUGUUGAACUGCAGUCCCGUGACUCAGGGCCGGAUCACAGCCGACACGUCUCUGGUCGUAACAGACUGCUGGGACUCGGUGGACCCCUCUGGCGCCCCCUGCAGACCGCUCAGCCUGUGUGUGUCGGACUUUGCUCACUACGCCGACGGCCUCGGGGCGGGGAGGUCUCUCCUUGACGGCAGGAAGCUGCCGGACUCCGGGUUCUCCGGGUUCUCGGGCUUCCUGCUGGAGUGCAGAGUGGACGUGCAGGUAGCGGACACUUGGCGAUGGACAGGGGUCAGAGGUCAGCAGGGAGGAGCGGUGGAUGUGGACAGCUGUGUGUUUGUGAGCAAACAGCUGCUUCUUAGGCUGGGACUGUUCAACCACGAGUGGGUGAAGCUGGGCAGGGUGGGCGGAGCCUCUAGACCUGUGACGGGUCACACAGAGGUCAUAGAGCGGCCGGUCUCUGUGGUGGUGGUGGAUUUAAGUCCAGAUCUGCAGAACCACAACGAAGCUGGUUUCAUAUCAGCGACUCUGUGGUUCAACCUGACCGAUGGAGACAUGAUUCCUGUGAACGUCUGCUCCCUGAGGAUGAAGCAGCGGUGGACGUCGUCUCCGCCCGAGGUUGGCGGUCGCUCGGACAGCUCCUGUCGCUCGGCAUCUCCGCCGUUUGCCCGUGAGCUUCACAUCCAGCAGGUGGUGUCUCCGCUGUACGACAGCCUGGGCCGCUGCGACGCCCUGCUGUCGGAACACUUCAGCUCUGCCAGACUCGUGUCACCGGGCGACAUCAUAUCGGUGCCUACUGAGAAACAUCCAGACCUUCUGGAGAACAAUGCAGAAGGAAUCAAGAGGAGUCCAGUGCUGUUUUUCAAAGUGCAGAAGGUGUGUCCACCUGCUGGGAGAGAAGAGGAAGAGGGAGGAGGAGCUUAUCUGGCUGACAGAGACCACACCUCACUCUACACGGGAGCGUCCACCAACAGUGCUGCCCCCUGCUGCUCAGUGGAGGGAGCGUCUCUGUGGAGCAGUCUGUCUCCUCCAGGUCUGGAGAAAACUGUCGACAUCGUCAGCAGCAUGGUCCUGCCUCACCUGCAGCACAGCAGCUUCCUGUCUGGUUGCACCAUCCUCCUUCACGGUCCAGCAGGAAGUGGCAAAGUGACGGUGGUCGCUGCGACGAGUCACAGACUGAACCUCCACCUGCUGAAGGUGGACUGUGUUAGCUUGUGCGCGGACACACCCGCUGCCUCGGAGGUGAAGCUGACGUCGGUGUUUCAGCACGCCGCCGCCCUGCAGCCGUGCGCUCUGCUGCUCCGGAACCUGCACCUCCUGCUCCGACCCAGAGGAGGCGGCGAGGAGGACGGCAGACUCACUGCGGCGCUCUACCAACUGCUCAGCAGCGCCCCCACCAGUGUGGUGGUGUUAGCGACAAUCUGCAGACCCCGGGAUCUGUCUGCGGGUGUCGUGGCGGCGUUUGUACACCAGGUGGCGUUGGAGGCUCCAACUGAAGAGCAGCGGCACUCGAUGCUGGUCGGCCUGAGCCGAGAUCUUCACCUGGGCAGAGACGUCAGCCUGGACGCGCUCUCCAGACUCACAGCGGGAUUUGUGUUGGGGGAUAUCGCCGCCCUGCUGGCAGAGGCAGGUCGAGCGGCCUGCAGGAGGUUGAGACAAAGCUGUGGUGGUCAGCAGCAGGAGGAGGACCUGUGUCUCAGUGGAGUGACCGUCCAGAACCAGGACUUCACCUCAGCGCUGGAGACGCUGCAGGACUCUCAGUCCAAAGCCAUCGGAGCCCCGAAGAUCCCUGACGUGAGGUGGGAGGAUGUGGGAGGUCUGCAGCAUGUGAAGAAAGACAUCCUGGACACGAUUCAGCUUCCUCUGCAGCGCCCGGAGCUUCUGUCUCUGGGUCUGAGCCGCACCGGCCUCCUGCUCUACGGACCGCCUGGGACCGGGAAAACCCUGCUGGCCAAAGCCGUGGCCACCGAGUGCUCCAUGACCUUCCUCAGUGUCAAAGGUCCAGAGCUCAUCAACAUGUACGUGGGUCAGAGUGAAGAAAACAUCAGAGAAGUGUUUGUCAGAGCUCGCUCAGCUGCUCCCUGCGUCAUCUUCUUUGAUGAGCUGGACUCUCUGGCUCCCAGCAGGGGGCGCAGUGGAGACUCUGGAGGAGUGAUGGACAGAGUCGUGUCUCAGCUGUUGGCUGAACUCGACGCUUUGAACUCCGCUGACCAAGUUUUUGUCAUCGGAGCUACGAAUCGUCCAGAUCUGCUCGACCAAUCACUGCUGAGACCUGGCAGGUUUGAUAAAUUAGUUUAUGUUGGAAUCAACGAAGAUCGACUUUCUCAGCUACAAGUUCUUCAGGCUGUCGUCAGGAAGUUCCAGUUGGAUCCUGCGGUGAAUCUGGAGCUGGUGGUGAACAGCUGUCCAGGUCACAUGACUGGCGCCGACCUUUACGCCCUCUGCUCAGACGCCAUGACGACGGCUGUCAAGAGGAAAAUCUCACUCAUCCAAAACGGUGUGGACACUGAGGACACGCCCCUCCUUCUCUGUGCGGACGAUUUCUCGGCUGCGCUGGGAAACUUCAGAGCGUCCGUGUCAGAGGAGGAGCUUCAGAGAUACAAACAAAUCCAACACAAACUCACAGUGAGGUAACAUUACAGGAAACAUCAUUCACUGUCACGGAUGAUCACAUGAAAUUCAUGUAAUAACACAGAAUAAAUCUAAUCUUUCUACAAUAAACUGUGUUUUAAAGUUUGACGCAGUGAAUCGUGACACAGUGAACUUUGGCGCAGUGAACAGUGUUGGGAAGAUUACUUUGGAAAUGUAGUUGGUUACAAUUACAAGUUACCCUGUUGAAAAUGUAAUAGUGUAACUAUUUCAAAGUAAUGUAACUCAUUACAUUUGAUUACAUGUUGAUUACUUUUCUUAAUUUGUGGAUUAAAACCAUAGAUCAUUA